Molecule: messenger RNA, 8413 nt
Organism: Myxocyprinus asiaticus (Chinese sucker)
Lineage: Eukaryota; Metazoa; Chordata; Actinopteri; Cypriniformes; Catostomidae
Product: adhesion G protein-coupled receptor L1-like
Exons: 25
Coding region: 1237-5727 (1496 amino acids)
Biological process (GO): adenylate cyclase-activating G protein-coupled receptor signaling pathway; heterophilic cell-cell adhesion; cell surface receptor signaling pathway
Cellular component (GO): postsynaptic density; presynaptic membrane; axon
Molecular function (GO): carbohydrate binding; latrotoxin receptor activity; G protein-coupled receptor activity
Source: RefSeq, a predicted model, not a curated record
GAUUCGUCCGGUCACGCCUGACGCAUCCAACAUAAACGGGAAUAGCGUUUCUCUCCCGGCAGGAUCCGCCACGCAUCUAUAAUAAACUAAACCAUUGGGGUUUCGAGUGUCCGAGACGUGUUGUCGCCGUGUGUCUCUAUUGUAUGCAGCAUCUUCCAUUGAUCUGUUGAUAUCUGCUGGGAUCUUCUGCAUCUUUGGAAAAAAUCACCUCAAGUGCUGUACAUUAUUGGCCACCAUCACAGGCUUCUCUAUUAUAUUCCAUCGGGGCUCCACCGAAUCGAUGUGGUUUUGACUAAGAGAGAAUUUGGUGACCGUAGAUGUGAAUAUAUAGCCUAACAGUGUUUUCAUUCGUCGAUUUUAUUCAUCGUUACGUGCAGGCCGUGGUUUUCGUCACGGAUGUACACGAUGGGUUUCAGCGCUAAAUAUCGCGUAUGUUGUUGAUAAUUGGUGACAUUUAUCACGGAUGAAAGCCGUUUUCAGUCGUCGAGGACGGAGAGCAGCGCAAGGCGGGAUUCUUGCGUCUGCAUCAAUCGACGCACAUCUUUUUACCUCAGCUUUACCUCCGGUUUUUCCUUCUUAUGAUUAGUAUUAUUUACAUUUGUCAUUUUCUGUGAAAAUCACCUGAAUAGUUGUGUUAUUAAUUUAGUUUUUUAUUUCGUUAAAAAUCACCUGUCCACCAAAAGAGUGUCUCCAUCAGCUCAUCGUCUCAUUGCAAUACCCUUGACGAUCAACAGUUCAUCGCGUGAAGGCGGCAUGCCUCAAAAUUGGCGCGAAUAAUUCGCGCGAUUCGUCAAAAUUGAAUCUAAGAGUUUCUGCUCAUGGUGACUAAUAAACCGUAUCAUUUCUCAUCUUCAAUCAUGGAUGCUUUUAAUGUUAAAUGGUAAUUUGUGUUAUCGCCAGGGCCAGAGGACUGUAUUCUUAUUGGAAUAUACCAUUCUCUUUUAAUCAUUCCUCUUGCACAGACUGAAGGCGCUCUAUACUGGGGAAUAUUUUGAUUUUAAUAUUAUGUUUUCAGUCCUUUUUUUGCCUGGAAGAUGGCAGCUGUUUAAAUUUUAAUCUUAAUGCAUUCUGGCGACACAGGAGGAGAAGAGGAGAACAGAGUGAAUCAGGGUGGAGAGGAGAGAGGAGAGGCAGUGGAGAGGAUGUAGGGUGGAUACGGGAACACCUCAAGGUUCAUCACACUUUAGAGGGAGAUUGUCCCGCCCCUUUCACCUUGUCCGUUCCUCUGUCGUUACCAUGGCGCUGUCACUGUGGUUACUGUGGAUGUGUCCUGUGUUGCUUAGCAACAUCGCUCCCUCUGAACAAGGUCUCAGCCGUGCGGCCAUGCCAUUUGGUCUCAUGAGGCGAGAGUUGGCGUGUGAGGGGUAUCCCAUAGAGCUGCGCUGCCCAGGAAGUGAUGUCAUCAUGAUAGAGUCGGCCAACUACGGGCGCACAGACAACAAGAUCUGUGAUGCCGACACAUUUCAGAUGGAGAACGUGCACUGUUACCAACCUGACGCCUUCAAGAUCAUGUCACACAGGUGUAAUAACAGGACUCAGUGUGUGGUGGUGGCAGGAGCUGAUGUGUUUCCUGAUCCCUGUCCUGGAACUUACAAAUACCUGGAGAUCCAGUAUGAGUGUGUCCCUUACAUUUUUGUUUGUCCUGGAACAUUAUUGCGAGUGUUGGAGCCCAGUUCAGUGCGGGAGGCGGAGCAUCAAUCGGGGGCGUGGUGUAAGGACCCUCUGCAGGCGGGUGAUAGGCUGUAUGUAAUGCCCUGGACACCUUAUAGAACAGACAUGCUGUAUGAAUAUGCUUCCUGGGACGAUUACAUCCAAAACAGGGUCACAACUACUUAUAAGCUGCCGAGUCGAGUCGAUGGCACUGGUUUUGUCGUGUAUGAUGGGGCUGUGUUCUACAAUAAGGAACGUACACGCAACAUUGUGAAAUAUGACCUGCGAACACGCAUCAAGAGUGGUGAAGCCAUUAUUGCAACCGCAAACUACCAUGGCACGUCGCCGUAUCGCUGGGGCGGCAAAUCUGACAUUGACCUCUCAGUGGACGAACAUGGGCUGUGGGUCAUUUACGCCACUGAAGCCAACAGCGGACGCCUGGUUGUUAGCCAGGUAAACCCAUACACACUGCGUUUUGAGGGAACUUGGCAGACGAGCUUCGAGAAGCGCAUGGCAUCAGAUGCAUUUGUUGCGUGUGGCAUAUUGUAUGCCGUUCGCUCCGUGUACCAGGACGAUGAUAGUGAGGCAGGCGGCAACCUCAUUCUGUAUGCCUAUGACACGCGGCGUAACCGUGAGGAGCCGGUGAGAAUCCCGUUCCCCAACCCAUACCAGCACAUCUCCUCCAUCAGCUACAACCCCAGAGACAACCAGCUAUAUGUCUGGAACAAUUACAUCAUCCUGAGAUACCCGCUGGAGUUCAUCCCACCACAGCCCACCUCAGAUCCUCUGUCUACUCCUCAUCUCUCCACCACUCCUCUGAGCUCUCUCUCCUCUACGGUGUCAAUGGGCUUCAGUCCCACCUCCAUACCGUCCAUUACCUUUCACCCAGUAGGGGCCAUUAACAGAGCUCCGGCAGGGCGGCCCAUCACUGCCACGGUACCGGUGACCGUGAGGCCCCCUCGCCGCCCACAGGGGCCCCGCACACCCAUGUGCGAGGGCCGGGUAACCCGCGGUGUACAGUGGCCCCCUACACACCGAGGAGAAACAGUGGAGAGACCCUGUCCUAAAGGAUCAAUUGGAAUAGCAUCAUAUCAGUGUAUGGCCGAUGACGUGGCUUGGAAUCCCAGAGGUCCUGACCUCAGCAACUGCACCUCCCCAUGGGUCAGCCAGGUCACUCAGAAGAUCAAGAGUGGUGAGAACGCAGCACAUAUUGCUGCUGUACUUGUGAAUCACACACGGGGGCGGGUCUAUGCUGGUGAUGUCACUUCCUCUGUGCGCCUGAUGGAGCAGCUGUUGGACAUUCUGGACUCGCAGCUGCAGGCGCUCCGCCCCGGCAACAAAGAGGCAGCAACACGCAACUAUAACAAGCUUCAGAAGAGAGAGCGCACCUGCAGAGCGUUUAUUCAGGCGGUGGUGCAGACGGUGGAUAAUCUGCUGCGGUUGGAGGCGCUGGAAUCAUGGCAGGACAUGAACUCCACAGAACAAUCACACACCGCCACCAUGCUGCUCGACGUCAUGGAGAAAGGAGCGUUCCUGUUGGCCAAUAACCUGUACGGAGGUCACUUCAGCGACCGCGCACCUAAUGUUGAUCUGGAGGUGUAUGUGCUAAAUACAGAGAUGGAGUUGAAGGAUUUGUCAUUCCCGAACUCAUAUGACAGUGACAGCACCAUCCACCUGUCAUCAUCCACCAUCAAACAAUACAGCCGCAACGGUCAGGUGAAAGUGGUUUUUAUGCUCUAUAAGAAUCUGGGCUCGUUUCUGUCGACUCAAAACGCCACGGUGAAGACAGACGGUGAGUUGAAGCCUGGAGGAGACAGUCUGGCCGUCAACUCACACAUCAUCUCAGCAUCUAUGAACAAAGAGUCCAGUCGAGUGUUUCUGACAGAACCGGUGCUCUUCACACUGCGACACCUGCAGCUGGAGAAUCACUUCAGUCCAAACUGUUCAUUCUGGAAUUACUCGGAGCGAUCGAUGAAGGGUCAGUGGUCAUCACAGGGCUGCAGACGUCUGCACAGUAACAACACACACACCACCUGCGCCUGCUCACAUCUCACCAACUUCGCUGUGCUCAUGAACCACCAGCAACCUGCUUAUCCGGGUGGAAUUCAGGGUUUGAUUCUGUUCGUCAUCACGUGGGUGGGGAUGGUGAUUUCUCUGGUUUGUUUGGGUCUGUGUAUCUCCACCUUCUGCUGUCUGCGAGGUCUUCAAAGUGACCGCACCACCAUCCACAAGAACCUCUGUCUCACACUCUUCAUCUCACAGCUGCUCUUCCUCAUCGGCAUGGACAAAACACACUACACCGUUGUGUGUCCAGUGCUUGCUGGUCUGCUUCAAUUCUUCCUGCUGUCGGUCUUCUGCUGGCUCUGUAUGGAGACUGUGCAGCUGUAUGUGCUGUUGGUGGAAGUGUUUGAGAGCGAGACGUCUCGACGGAAAUACUAUUACCUGUCGGCGUACGGAUUCCCAACGCUGGUGGUGGCCAUUUCAACUGCAAUUGACUACAGGAGCUACGGAGGACCCAAAGCUUGUUGGCUGAGGGUGGAUAACUACUUCAUCUGGACCUUUAUUGGCCCCGCCUCCCUCGUUAUCUUGCUGAAUCUGGCAGUGCUGGUAAUCACUGUUCACCGCAUGCUGCGUCACUCCACCGUACUGAAACCAGAUUCCAGCCGAUUCGACAACAUCAAGUGCUGGACGCUCAGCUCAGUCACACUGCUGUUACUCAUCUCUUUGACGUGGAUUUUCGGCCUCCUGUUCAUUAAUGAUAACAGUGUGGUGAUGGCGUAUCUGUUCACCUCAUUCAACGCUUUACACGGCAUGUUCAUCUUCCUGCUGCACUGCGCACUUCAGAGGAAGGUGCAGAAAGAAUACAGCAAAUGCUUGCGUCAGUCAUCCUGCUGUGGCCACGCCUCCUCAUCUGGUUCCCAUGGGUCCCUGAAGAGCUCCGCCCACCGAGGCAACAAUCGCUACUAUGGUGGUAGCCAAUCGCGACAUGCCCCAGCACAAAGACAGAGUCGUAUCAGGAGGAUGUGGAAUGACACCGUUCGACGGCAAACGGAGUCAUCCUUCAUGGCAGCAGAGAUUAACAACACACCCACACUCACCCGAGGCACUAUGGGUAAUCACCUCCUGGCCAAUCCAAUGCUGCAGACUCGCUCUGGCUCCUCCCCUUACAACACCUUAUUGGCUGAAACAUUCAACCCGCCCUCACCAGCAGUGUUCAACGCCACUGGCACUUUCAGAAACUCAAAGGGCACACUGUCGUGCAGUCGCGAGUCUUGCGGGUUGGAGGGAGUUCGUCUGAAUGGAAACUACAACAACAGCUAUUCACUGCAUGGAGGAAGCUCUGACCUGCUCGGGGGCGUUCCUGUGGGAUCAGGGUGCGUGUCCGGAGAGGUCAGCCCAGCCCUUUUGACACCCAGAGGAGCGGAGCCUUCUGGCGGUCUGCGGCGAAACCUUUCCGACGCGGCAGCGUUGGAGAAAAUUAUCAUAUCUGAGCUGGUGCAGAGCAACUUGCGGUCCGCCACCGAUCGUUACGGCAAUGGAACGAGUUCUACGAUGCACCGUCAGGACUACGCCACGUCGACGGGUCACCGAGAACCUCCACAAAGGCCUCUGCCACGCCCCCCUCCCCCACCCCCGCAGGACGAGGAGGAGUUACUAUACAAAGCUUUGGAAAAGCCACGCCUACCGGAUAAACCCCGCCUACCUGACAAACCCCGCCUUCCAGAUAAGCCUCGACUCCUGGAGCACGCUCAGUCCGUAUUCUACCAGAGCGAGGAGGACUCGGAAAGCUUCUCUGCGGAAAUCACGGACAGCGUGGGCGGGGCCGGGCCUGACUCCGCUUCCCUGUACGCACGGGACCGGGAUUCGUCCUAUCCUGACAGCAGUCCUGAGGCACUUGGGACGGAGUCACACCCGACCCUCCCGCCGGACGAGCUGUACUUCAGCACGGGACGUCAAGCACACAUCUCAGCGUUUUACCAACCUCCUGUGCGCAGGACCAAUGACGAGGGGCGACUCGCGCUGCAGCCCUCGCAGGGUGAAGGUGACGGACAGAUGCAACUGGUGACGAGUCUGUGACUAGGGCGCUGGUGACCGGGACACGCAGAUCUGGAGGAGGAAUAUGUGGAUGAGCAUCAUCAUCAUCAUUGGAAUUAAAAUCAGGGUGAAUCUCACCGGUCUCACCGGUCUCACCGGUCAAGAACACGUCUCGUCUAAUUAAAAUGAUUUCAUUAUCAUUUCUGUAAUGCGACAAAGAAUUCUCAUUACUAAAAUGCAAAAUAAAUAAUGUUAAAUUAUUUGAAUUAAAACUAAUUAAAGCUAAUUUAUGCAACAUGGUACACAGUAAAAGUCGUUGUCUUUGUAAGUAUUUUUGUCUUGUUUUCCAUUAAAAAUAUCUAAACAUUUUUAAAACAAUAUAAACUUACCUGAGAAGCAAUUUUGAUAAUUUGUCUUUUCAGAGACAUCUAACAAAAUGUAAUAACAUUUAUGCUUAUAACAAGAAAAAAGCAUUUGACAAUGGGGUAAGAAAAAAAACUUGAUUCAAAGGUAAAACGCAUUUAUUUUCUACCUAUUAUUAUUUCUUUAUUUUUAUUUAUUUUUUCCUCUAAAAACGACUUAAUAUCUUAUGACAUAAAGCUUUUAAAGUAAUUUUUCUUAUUUUAAAGAUGUUUAAAUAUUUUUACCGGAAAACAAGACAAAAGUACUUCUCUAAAUGAUUUUUUUUUUUUUUUUUUGCAGUUUAAUAUUUAUUGUACUGCCUUUAUUUUAUGCUGAUUUAAAAAAUAUUACAUAUAUAUAUAUAUUGUAUUAUAGUAUUUUUUACUUUGAGAGUAAAAUUCCCUCAAAGUCUUAAUUUUAAAUAAUCUCAUGCUUAAUACUGUAAUGCAAAAAAAAAACGUAAUGCAAUAUUAUUUAAAAUGUAAAAUUAAUUCAAAUUAAUUUAAAAACUAAUAUUACAGUAGUGAGAAUUUAAUCAUUGUGAUUAGUUACCAUUAAAAAUAUCCAAAUGAUGACGGUUCUUAAAAUAGGCUUCAUGUUCUUCAUGCAAAAUAUAAUGCCUUAUUUUUGAUUUUGGGAUGAAAUAUGACCUGCACGUGUUUUCAUGAGAUUCAACCAUCUGUAUGCAGCUACGUUCCUCUAGUGCAUACUUUUGGAAUACAUGUACAGAUAAUGAUAUAUCAUUAAAAGAUAAAGCAGUGCAGUGAAAGUCUUAAAAACAAACGACCCCUUGUUAGACCUUGUUAGAGAAAAAGGAAACGCACUGAUGAUGAUGAUGAUGGUGAUGGCUUCCUCCUCCACGUCUCUGUCUCCUGGUCACCUGCACACCCACCCUGAUCAUCUCACUGCCAUUCAAACACAUCACUCCCGCUCUUUGAUUUUCAAUAUUUCACCCUUUCCACUGAAAUGACCAGUGUGGACCAGUAUGAAUUUCCAGGCUGGUUUGGUGCUGGUCUAGCUGUUGGACCAAGGAAGCUUUGUUAAGCUAGUUAAGAAGCUUGAUAGAGACACCAGCAUCCAAAAUCAUACAAUUCACUCAAAAAAUUACAUUCUGUCAUCAUUUACGCACCCUCAUACACCUUCCAAACCUUUAUGACUUUGUUUCUUCCGUGGUAAAAAAUCACAAAAGUUGUCUUUUUUAAGAAAAUUUUGGCCACUUUUUUUCCAUAUAAUGAAAGUGAACAAGGACUCGAGUAUCAAGCUCUAAAAUAACAAAAAACACCUUAAACGUAUCAUAAAAGUAGAGCACACGAUAUAUUAAAAGCGUUAUAUUAAAAAUCAUUAUUCACUGAUAAUCUUCCCUUCAUGGAAAAGUCCAAUUCGUAAACAAAUCAUUUUUGUGAACUUGAUCAACCGAGUCAGUGUUAUACAGUGUUAUUUCUCUUAUGAACACUUAAAUUAUUGUCUGUUUCUCACACAAACGUAUUGUAUGACUACAUAAGACUUGGAAUAUAGCACACAAAUUGCAUGGACCACUUUUAUGAUACAUUUGUUAAUUUUGGAGGUUGAGAGCCCUAAUCCUUGUUCUCUUUAGUUAUAUGGAGAAAAGCAGUGUGGAUAUUCAUCUAUUCCUUUUGGAGAGAUCUUCAAACGGGACCGUUUUCCCUCCAUUUGUCCAUUCUUCCAUGUCUUUUUCUAUCUCGAACUCCUUCUUUCAGGGUGGAGUGUUGUUUAAGUAUCUAACCUUUUACAGAAUGUGAUAACACUUCACACUACAGACAGCAGCUCUUGUACAUGCCAAAAAAUUCCUGUCAUUGGAUUCACACACAAAAACACAAAGUUACACUUUUUAGGAGCAGCUCACAGAGGUUAAAAGUUAAGAGUGACGGGAUCGCCAAGCCAAAAAGUUAAUCAGACUGUUGUUUUUCGGCAGUAUGGCGAACAAGCCGAACAUAAACUGUUGUGCCACCUGCCUGGACACCAACCAAUCAUCUCCUUCGGUGUUGGUAACACCUACCAAUCAUCCCGUUGCUCUUUGAGGGCGUCGACUCGAUGCCCCGCCCCUUCCUGUGUUUGAGUAGCUUGAUCAAGCAUAUCGUUCAACGCAACGACGGACUUCUUGUAAAUAAAAACUGUGAGACGUGACGUCUCGAGACAUGCUUCUCUUUCACUUCUGAGUUUAUGGUUGAAAAAAUUCGUAAAGAAUAUGUAGAACAGAUGACACCGUCUCCUUUUCUCACUCUGUCUCUUUCUGUCUCUCUCGCUCUCAGAGUGCUUCAUGUAAAAAGAUAAGAAAUGAUUUUUAAACAAAAUAAAAACAAACAAA